Molecule: messenger RNA, 3879 nt
Organism: Labrus bergylta (ballan wrasse)
Lineage: Eukaryota; Metazoa; Chordata; Actinopteri; Labriformes; Labridae
Source: RefSeq, a predicted model, not a curated record
CUGCACGACUGCGCUGUCAAGAGGGACCGCCGGCGUUUCUUCAUCUUCCCCCGGUUCAGUCCGUCCGUUAACAACAACAACACACCGACUCUGAGUAAAGUCGACGGCUAUUUCACGGUCUUCGUAAUGUCGUCAAACGAUUAUUCCCAAACGUCUGCCCAGGGCUAUGGGUCCUAUGGUGGAGGUGGUGGUGGUGGUGGCGGUGGUGGAGGUGGUGGUGCUAACCAGGGUUAUGGUCAGUCCUCUGGCCAAGGUUACAGCCAGCAGGGAUAUGGAGGCUACAACCAGAGCUCUGAUAGCGGCUCUGGCUCCUACAACCAAGGAGGAUAUGGCAGCUAUGGUCAACCCCAGUCAGGAUAUAGUUCACCAUCUUCUAAUCAGGGAGGAGGAGGUGGUGGGGGUGGUGGUUAUAAUCACCCCAGUCAGUCCUAUAGCUCUGGAGGCUAUAACAGUAACCAGUCCUCCAACAUGGGCUACAACCAGCAGUCAUCCUUCGCUGGAUACAGCCAGCAGCAGCAGCCUCCCCCUUCAUCCUCAGGAGGCUAUGAAGGUGGCUCGCAGGCUCCCAGCUACAACCAGCCACCGAGCAGUGGGCAAAGUGGAGGUGGUUAUGGCAGCAGUGGAGGUCACACAGGAGGCUAUGGUGGCAGCGGGAGCCACCCACAACCACCCCAACACGGAGGAGGACACCACAACCAGCCCCCCAGCUACAACUCUCCCCCUCCACAGAGCUACAAUCAACAGAGCCAGUAUGGACAAGGUGGAGGUUAUGGUGACGAAAGCCCUCCGAUGAGUGGCGGAGGGGGUGGAGGCUACGGUGGCCCUGAUGGAGGUUACGGAGGUCAGGAUGCCCGUGGCGGAAGGGGCCGUGGGGGUGGAUUUGGAGGUCGCGGUGCCGGAGGAUUUGAUCGAGGUUUUGACCGAGGGGGCAGAGGUGGACCGAGAGGUCGAGGUGGCAUGGGAAUGGGCGAUCGUGGAGGAUUCAAUAAGUUUGGUGGACCAAGAGACCUGGGACAUGGAGGACCAGGCUAUAUGCAAGACCAGGAUAACUCUGAUAACAACACCAUCUUUGUGCAAGGCCUGGGAGACGACUACACUGUGGAAUCAGUGGCCGACUUCUUUAAACAGAUUGGGAUCAUUAAGAUCAACAAGAAGACAGGCCUGCCCAUGAUAAACCUGUACACAGACAGAGACAGCGGGAAGCUGAAGGGGGAAGCCACGGUUUCAUUCGAUGAUCCGCCCUCAGCUAAAGCUGCGAUCGACUGGUUUGAUGGUAAGGACUUCAAUGGAAAUCCGAUCAAGGUAUCUUUUGCCACCCGCAGAGCUGACUUUGGAGGCCGAGGUGGCAUGAGGGGCAGUCGAGGAAGAGCUCCAAUGGGCCGUGGUGGAUUUGGUGGAGGUCGAGGUGGAGGUGGAGGUUUCCCAGGAGGCAAUGGGGGUGGCGGCGGAGGAGGAGGAGGAGUUGGAGAAAGAGGAGGUGGAGGUGGAGGUGGGGGAGGACAGCAGAGAGCUGGGGACUGGAAGUGUUCAAACCCCAACUGUGGCAACCUGAACUUCUCGUGGCGUAACGAGUGCAACCAGUGCAAAGACCCUAAACCUGAGGAUGAAUGUGGGAUGUCCCCGAUGGAGAGAGGUGACUCCUGCGGUUUCGGAGGAGAGCGCCGGGGUGGAUUUGAGCGCGGAGGAUUCAGGGGCCGAGGAGGGGACCGUGGGGGCUUCAGAGGGGGCCGAGGUGGUGACCGGGGAGGAGGAUACAGCCCGGGAAAGACGGACGCAAGGGGUGACCGCAGACAGGAGCGGCGAGGCCGUCCUUACUGAAGAGCGUGUCGAGGACAAACAGUCCCAUCUCAGUACAAAGACCAGUGUAAUUAACCCCCCUCCUUCAAACCGGACCCUGCCUGAACCUUUCACACCUUCUGUCAACUUCCUUAUUCUAUCCCUCGUGUACAAAAAUGUGGCUAUCCCUGUUUUCUGCUUUCUCUCGUUCACAUCACUCAUUUCUCAAGGUUUUUCACUUACGUGGGGCCUCAGUUACAAAACCAAUGUCAGGGUCACGUUUCAUCUGAAGGAGAAAUCUUUUUCAGAUCAGACUGUAUACUUUUCUCGUUCUGUCAGAAUGCUUGUCAAACCUGCUCAGAAACUUAAUACUCACAGGAACAUUUCCAACAAGAAGCUAAACCGGUUAUUACAACGUUUCUCAUGCAGGGGUCAAAACGCUCCAGCAACAUUUGUAUGACGAUCCGACGCGUUUCGGCUUGUGGCCUUCAUCUGGGUGAAUCAAGUGCUGCUGGAGCGUUUUGACCUCUCCAUGCACGUUGAUAUUUGAUGAAGUUGUGUCAGAAAAUUCCACUCUGCUUCUUCAACGUCUCAUGCAGGACUUCUAGAUUCUUUUCCACCAGAGUGAGGUGAAUUGACCUAAGGACCAAGAGAAAGUAUUUAUCUUUGUGUCAAUUAAUUAAAAACCAUUCUGAACAUCUGGAGAUGUAAAUGAUGAAAACCAUCAACUCUGAUGAUCCAACAAAAACACUUUUGUUUCUAUUUUCAGUUUUCAUAAAGGAUCAAAGAUUAAAGCCUGUCCUAACAUCAUGCGACGCAAGAGAGCUUCAGCGGCAAAAUCAUCUUAAUAUAUGGCACCGUUUUUUACCCUGUUUCUAUUUUCCUCUUUGUCACUCGCGUAGAAGGAGGAGGAACGAGGAAGGAGGGGGCUCUACACGUCACUGACACUCGCUUUUCUCACUCAACAGAGCUUGUUAGCUUGUUUUAAAAAGUGGAGAGACAGUCGUGCAUUAAUAAUAUCCACAUAUUGAGCUCUGACUCGUGUCAACAACACCGGAGAAAAACCUUUUCUGCCUCAGUGUGUUGUGAUUUCAAUCAACUACUCCUCAAUACAAAGCACCACCUUCAAUACAAAAGCACAAGAUGUCAUAUUGUUUGCCAGGGGACACUGAAGUUCACAGAGUAAAGAAUUAUUAAACAGAUGACGUGUGGAUAGCCAGCAUGUGACGCGACAUUCAAUGAUCGGUGCUGAUAGGACACAGUGCUCUGUACACAAAACAGUUAAUUCUUUACACAAAACAGUUCAUUCUUUACACAAAACAGUUAAUUCUUUACACAAAACAGUUAAUUCUUUACACAAAACAGUUCAUUCUUUACACAAAACAGUUCAUUCUUUACACAAAACAGUUCAUUCUUUACACAAAACAGUUAAUUCUUUAUCAUUUCAUUGUUCUAUUUGUUGACAUUCCCUGGUUGUGAUCACUUACCCAUCUACCCAGCAGAUGUGACUCAUAAAGAUGCUGAUUGAAAAUAAAGAUCAUAACAUAACGUGUCGGGCUGCUCACAACAAAAGGCGUCUGUCAUCAGAGUGGGUUCAUCUAACAACACAAUGUGUUCUAGAUAGGAUUCAGCUGAUUAUCUUGGCAACAAGAGCCAAAGUGUUGUUGUUAGGUUUCUUCAUGUUUCAUUUCUAUGUUGUUUCAAAUUCACAUAAAAAAAAGAGGAGAAUGUUAGUUUUUAUAUUUUUCAUUUCUCAAACUGUAGCUGUGGAUGUCAGAUCUGCAUCAUGUUCAAACUCUGACCUGCUGUACUUCACAAACUGCUUAUUCAUUUAGACCGAUCUUCUCUAACCUGGGGAUUUUAAAACCUGUUUGACGGCUACUGUUCAGUCACUGUCAGACGUCUUUUGUACAUGUGUAGCUUCCGCUGCAGCCGUGAGAUACCAUGGUAGCAAUGAUGCCAAAAAACAUGGAAACAAUACGCUGGUCAUGGAAGGAAUCUGUGAAAUCAAAGUUAUUUUCUUUAUCUUUAAUCUUGACUGUAAGAGAGAGUUUACCCAUGUUCUAUUCUUCUGAAUAUCCAAUAAAUUCACAUGAAGCUCUG